GCGGCCGGAGCGGCUGAGGGAGCGCGAGCGGCGCGGGGGGGCCCUGUCGGCGACAGCGACGACAGCGGCGACAGCAGCGGCGGCGGCAGCGACAGCGGCGGCUCCCAGCGCCUCGCGGCCAGGCGUUACUCCGUUCCGCUCGGCGCCGGGCGGCCCCGGCCCGCGGCGGCGGCGGCGCUGACAGCCCGCCCGGAGCCCCGGGGGCGGCCGCGGCCACCAUGUCGUCCCCCAGCCCGGGCAAGAGGCGGAUGGACACCGACGUGGUCAAGCUGAUCGAGAGCAAACACGAAGUCACAAUCUUAGGAGGACUCAACGAAUUUGUUGUGAAGUUUUAUGGACCACAAGGAACACCCUAUGAAGGUGGAGUGUGGAAAGUUCGAGUCGACCUUCCUGACAAAUACCCCUUCAAGUCCCCGUCUAUAGGAUUCAUGAAUAAAAUCUUCCAUCCCAACAUUGACGAAGCGUCAGGAACUGUCUGUCUAGAUGUAAUCAAUCAAACCUGGACAGCUCUCUACGAUCUCACCAAUAUUUUCGAGUCGUUCCUGCCCCAGCUGCUGGCCUAUCCCAACCCCAUCGAUCCUCUCAAUGGGGACGCUGCAGCCAUGUACCUCCACCGACCAGAGGAGUACAAACAGAAAAUUAAAGAAUACAUCCAGAAAUAUGCAACAGAAGAAGCACUAAAGGAGCAGGAAGAGGGCACCGGGGACAGCUCCUCCGAGAGCUCCAUGUCCGACUUCUCCGAAGACGAAGCUCAGGACAUGGAGUUGUAGUACAGGAGGCGCCUGCUUUUCAGAGAGACUCUAAUUUCCUAACCAUGAGAAGCAGACUAUAAUAUUCAUAUUUAAACAAAGCAAUUUUUUUUAUUACUAAACAAGGUUUUUAUGAAUUCUAGCAUUGAGCUAUAUAUAUAUAUAUUUAUAUAUAUAUGUGUGUGUUUAUAUAUAAAUAUAUAUAUAUCACCCUUUAGGUCUUGAUUUUCUCGGUCAUGUCCCGGUUCCCGAGGUGCGUUAGAGCAUUCCCAACAUUCCGUUCUGGUAGCAAUAUGCAGGAUGCAUGCCUUGAGAUUUUCCAUUUGGCCAAGUCAGCUUUGGUGUGCUGCCAACCAGCUGUGCUGGGAGGGAGGGAGUCAGCAAAAAAACCCCCAAAAUCCAAACAAAAGGUAGGGAAAAAGAGAAGGAUUUGGUGUCAGCUCGAGGUUUCCACCUCAGAUGUUGAUGAUUCCACCU
Molecule: messenger RNA, 1226 nt
Organism: Zonotrichia leucophrys gambelii
Lineage: Eukaryota; Metazoa; Chordata; Aves; Passeriformes; Passerellidae
Gene: UBE2H
Product: ubiquitin conjugating enzyme E2 H
Exons: 7
Coding region: 219-770 (183 amino acids)
Biological process (GO): protein polyubiquitination; ubiquitin-dependent protein catabolic process
Cellular component (GO): nucleus
Molecular function (GO): ubiquitin conjugating enzyme activity
Source: RefSeq, a predicted model, not a curated record